CGAGUCAAAACACCAAAACAUUAGCUACCUCGUCGAAUGGGAUAUUAUGAAAUUUGCUAACAAUUAUCUUUUUAAAGGGCAUAUCGUUUUAUCACGUGAACAUAUUUUGAUAACAAGCUUUUAGCAUAUGCAGUCUUUUCACUAUGAGAAACGAGCUAGCUAAGUAUCAAUAGCGUCUGAAGUGUUUCCUCCUGUCCUGGAUUUCUUUGUCGCCAUACAAGAACUAGCUACCGCGCUGGUAUUAAACUUUGAAUAACGUCAGGUUUAUUUGGGCUGACACCGCAGACAUGACUUCCCGCAUAUGCAAGAACUGUGGUUGUUCCGAGAUCGACCUCGACCAGGCUCGGGGCAAUGCAGUAUGUACGAGCUGUGGGUCUGUGCUGGAGGACAACAUCAUCGUGUCCGAGGUGCAAUUCGUGGAGGGCAGUGGUGGGAUUUCGUCAGCCGUGGGGCAAUUCGUCUCAGCAGAUGGUCCAGUGAAAGCCCCAGUCCUGGGUACUGGGUUCCACACCAGCCUUGGAAAGGAGUCCCGUGCUCAGACGCUGCAGAACGGCAAGCGGCAGAUCCACAACCUGGGCAGCCAGCUGCAGCUCAACCAGCACUGCCUGGACACAGCCUUCAACUUCUUUAAGAUGGUGGUGAGCAAGCACCUGACGCGCGGACGCAAGAUGGCGCACGUCAUCGCUGCCUGCCUCUACCUGGUCUGCCGGACUGAGGGCACGCCCCACAUGCUUCUGGACCUGAGUGAUCUCCUACAGGUGAACGUGUACAUCCUAGGGAAGACCUUCCUCCUGCUGGCUCGAGAGCUCUGCAUCAACUCCCCAGCAAUAGACCCUUGCCUGUACAUCCCUCGUUUUGCCCACAUGCUGGAAUUUGGGGAGAAGACCCAUGAAGUGUCCAUGACGGCACUGCGCCUACUGCAAAGGAUGAAGAGGGACUGGAUGCACACGGGCCGCAGGCCCUCUGGGCUGUGUGGGGCAGCCCUGCUGGUGGCUGCCCGGAUGCACGAGUUCCGCCGCACCGUCAAGGACGUGAUUGGAGUGGUGAAAGUGUGCGAGGCCACACUGAGGAAAAGACUGACAGAGUUCGAGGACACUCCCACCAGUCAGCUGACCAUCGAUGAGUUCAUGCGGGUGGACCUGGAGCAGGAGUGUGACCCACCCUCUUUCACUGCUGGACAGAGGAAGGUCAAGAUGCAGGCGCUUGAACAGGAGUUAGCCAAGAAGCUGGAUGAAGUGCAAGGUGAAAUCAGUUUGUACCGAGACGAGAUCGAGACGGAGCUGGAGAACAGCAGGCCAAAGCUCAGAGGGAUCUACGCUGCCUAUGCCAAAGAAAUAGACCCGCUGGAUGAGGUGCUUUCUCAGGCCUCAUGCGCCAGCCCUAGGGAGGUGGACCCCGAGGAGGAUGAGGAGCUGGAGGCAGUCGCCCAACACCUCAACCAGGACUUCCUCUGCCAGGUCAUCCAGGGGGAGAAGCAAGGGGACGAAAGAGGGGGAGAAGGAGGGACAGAGGAGGCACCCCCUCCACCUCCACCACCCAGAGGAGGCCCCUCCCUGGCUUCCAUCCUGGGUCCCCUGCCUAGCGCGGCUAGCCUGGGGCUCAGUGAGUCCAUCCAGGAGUGCAUCGCAGAGGACAAGGACAGCGAUGGCAAGUCAGAGAGCGGGGAAUUGGACCUGGACGGCAUCGACGAUAAAGAAAUUGAGAGGUAUAUCCUCAACGACAAAGAAGUGAGAGUUAAGACGGAUCUGUGGAUGAAGCAGAAUGAGGAAUAUCUGAGGGAGCAGAAAGAAAAGGAGGAGAGGAUAGCUAAAGAGAAAGAGCAGGGGACCUACAAGGAGAAGCCCAAGAAAACGUCCAAGAAGCGGGAGCCCAUCCGUGCCAGUACGGCGGGCGAGGCCAUCGAGAAGAUGCUGGAGCAGAAGAAGAUCUCCAGCAAGAUCAACUACGACGUGCUGCGUGACCUUAACAGCAAGGUUGGCAGCGGCAACAGCAGCCCCGCCCGGCCAACCUCCACCGAAGAGCCACCCAGUGGCCCCCCUGGGCGGAAGAGGCUGACCCGCCGCAAGAAGCAGCCCAACAAGACCAACAUGGGCCUGGCCACCCCCGCCAGCAUCAUGGGCAAGAGACUCCGUCCACUUAUAUCCUCUGCGCCCAAGAAGAAGAGAGCCGCUUCACAGGUGACCCCUAACCUGACCCCAGCUGCAACCCCUGCUCUGCCCACGUUAUCCAGCCCGCCUACCCCCACCCCUCCAGGACCCACCAUGGUGGAGAGUGGCCCGGUGGCCUAUGACGAAGCGGCAGAGGAAGAGGAGGAGGAAGAAGUGGAAGAGCCCUGUGUCAGUGCGUGGCAGCUCCUGGGAGGAAAUGAGUACGGCUGUGAGGCUGAAGAGGAAGAGGUUUUCUAGGCUCCCCUUUUUCCUCUUCUUUCAUCAAAUACUGCUGAUUCCUCAAAAUAGUGGUCUCACCAUUGACCUUUGAGCGGGGACAGUCGCCAGAGGAAGGGAGGAGAGGAAAAGGACAUCCACUGUUCAGAUGCACUGCUAAGGGGAACAUGGAGUGUGGCUGGGUGUGGGGAGAGCUACGGGGUAUGCAGGCUUUUGUUCCAGCCCUGCUCUAACACACCUGAUUCAGCUAAUCAACGUCCUGAUCAGGAGUUGGUUAGUAGAAUCAGGUGUGUUCCUCCACACCCAGUCACUCUCUAUGAGGAGAGUUGGCCAUCCCUGGUGUAUAGUAGACGGUCUUCUAAAAAGACAAGGGGACCAUUUUGGGGUUGGAAACUCUGGAGUGCAUUAGCAAAAGAGACAUAGACACGCGAAGCAGUGCAGGGUACAGUAUAUGCAGAUUCCAAGUGACUGGCUUCAGUGAAUGGCUUCACAUUAUCUUCAAUGGCUACGAUGUGGCUACACCCCUUUAGCCAUCUCGAGGUGUAGGGUGAAGUUUCCCCUAGACACUGAACUUGGGUCAGUUUUGGCAUUAAUGAAGGUUAGAAUUUGGGUGGGGACGCUGAUCCUGUACUAUUUUAUUUCUCCUUUUUUAAAUUUUUUAAUUUUUUAAAUAUCCACAAUCCUCGGUCACCCACUUUUCUACUCUGACAAGAGUUCACACUGACCCCUCUGUCCACUCAAUGAGCAGUCGGCGAGAACAGCCAGGUCGUGCCAGUUCACUGGUACUGCAAUGGGCCUUUUGUCAUUGCCGCAUUGCUUUAUGCUCUGUAGAGAGGGGCUGCGUCCCAAAUGGCAUCCUAUUAUUCCCUACAUAAUGCACUAUGGUCAAAAGUAGUGCACUAUAUAGGGAAUAGGGUGCCAUUUGGGAAACAAUCAGGGAAAGGGAAUACCAGGGUGUAUCCACUCAACCUUGCUCGCCUUUCAUAGCGGUGCUGUAAUUGUCAUAACGGGCCGUUGGCUUCGACUGGCAGGGCUAUUCAAUGCAGCUAUGGGCACUGAAUAGCACAAUGGGCACAAAAUGCCCCUCACCAUUAAGCUCAAUCAACACCAGAGUUGGUCAGUCCAUUUUCAAUUCCAGUCUUUGAAAUUAGCAUUUGAAAGUUUUUUUAUCUUGUUGUUUAUUACCAAAUGACAUGGGGUUGAAAUGGAAUUGAUGCCAACUAUGCUUACGUCCAUCCUUGUUUACUCCCGUCCUUUGAUCUCAAUAGAAUCUCCCUUUAUGAUCGUCAUCAAAUGCUGGUAUUCACAAAUGCAGCUAGUUUUUUAAAUAAUGAAAUGAACUGGCAUCCAUUUUGUAAAAUAUGUACCUAAUGCAAAACUCAGUGGGUAGUAUUUUGAAAAGACAAAGAAGUGCCGCUGUUGUCAUAACAAACCGUAUCACUUCAAAUAAAUUGUGUGCGUCAUGUACAAGCGCUGACUGCUUGUUGUCGGCCUUUUCAGGCUGUUUUGAUAAUGAAAGAUUCAGAAAUAAAAUGCUGCUACGAUUAUUACAAGUAAUACGGUCACUUUCGACACUAGCGGCACUUUUAUGCUUUGACAAAGUGGGGCCCGAUGUAUCCAUGAAACCUAGGAUAGUACAAGCACUCUGUAUAUCAUUGUAAAAAAAAAAAUGUUUUUACUGAAGUGCUUUUGUUUGUUUGUAGAAAUGUCAUUGUAUUUUAGCUAUUUUAUCUUGUGUAUACUUUUCAAAAGCAAAUAUGAAGAACUACAACUAUGUAAGAAUGUAAAUAUCAAUCCUUGUUCAGUAGUCUGUUUGUAUGUUUAUAUAUGUUGUUUUGCCUCAAAUGGCCAUUUCAGAUGAAAUAUUAGCCUGCUUUUGUGUUUUUUUAUAUUUACCUACCGUAUGUUUUAUGACAAAGUUCUGUCAUUUUAUGAUUUUAUAUGAAUUCACUGGUAAACUGAAAAGGAUUGUAGAUACUGUUGUUCUGUAUAUUGAUAUUCUACAUGUGAACGCCACCAGCUUUUGAACAGAACUUUUCCAAACAGCAUUCCAAGUUGAUCUAGGCCUGGAUUCAAUCCAAGGCGCGUUAUAGAGCACAUCACUAUACAUCCGACAAUGCGCCUUUUAAAGGCAUUUUCCUUGACAUUCGCAGAGAUGGCAUUCAUAGUGCUCAUGGCAGCUCAAUCGUAAAUUACUUUUAAAAGUCGGUUAUAGUGUACUGUGGUAUACAGUAACGUGCCUUGCAUUGAAUCCCGGCCCUAGUUAAGGAACAAUAGUUCCUCACAACAACACAAUCACACACAUUCCCUUAAUAAACUCAUUUCAGUUA
Messenger RNA from Coregonus clupeaformis (lake whitefish), 4714 nucleotides. RefSeq names its product BRF1 RNA polymerase III transcription initiation factor subunit b (gene brf1b). Lineage: Eukaryota; Metazoa; Chordata; Actinopteri; Salmoniformes; Salmonidae. Gene Ontology annotation, molecular function: TBP-class protein binding; RNA polymerase III general transcription initiation factor activity; RNA polymerase III type 3 promoter sequence-specific DNA binding. The transcript is spliced from 19 exons. Gene Ontology annotation, biological process: transcription preinitiation complex assembly; DNA-templated transcription initiation; transcription by RNA polymerase III. Gene Ontology annotation, cellular component: transcription preinitiation complex; transcription factor TFIIIB complex; nucleus. The record is from RefSeq and is a predicted model, not a curated record. The coding region runs from base 288 to 2405 and encodes 705 amino acids.